Ruditapes philippinarum (Manila clam) is the source of this 2852-nucleotide messenger RNA. RefSeq names its product A disintegrin and metalloproteinase with thrombospondin motifs adt-1-like. Gene Ontology annotation, molecular function: protein binding. The transcript has 20 exons. The coding region runs from base 12 to 2837 and encodes 941 amino acids. Lineage: Eukaryota; Metazoa; Mollusca; Bivalvia; Venerida; Veneridae. The record is from RefSeq and is a predicted model, not a curated record.
AUUUGCGUAGUAUGUGUUCUUAUCUAAUGACAUAUUUUAUUUUUAUCUAUGAGCAAAACUACGCGACAUUGACACCACAGACAAAAAUGUCUCGAUAUAUAGGGCUUUCCGCCCAUAUUCUGGCGUGCUUGUUAAUUCUGGCACAUACAACCCAUGUUGCGUCUCUCCAGUGUUAUACAUGUUCAGGCAUUGACGAUGUUAGCAAUUGCACCCAUAGUGUCCAGUGCACCUCUGACCAAUCGUGUUUCUUAGACACCAUUACCAAUGGUCAAAGUCGGUUGUACAUGUUAGGAUGUAUAGACAGGCAUCAAUGCGGUAUGCAAGGAAGCGGUACAUCUAACUUGAUUGGGCGAGACAUACAACAACGCAACAAAGACAGAUGUCAUGAAUGCUGCGGCAAUGAUAACUGCAACAAACAUCUUUGCGUACAUCUAAAACCCACACAAUGUACUGAUGACGCAAGAGUUGACUGUUCUUUCCUCAGCACCGUGACUGACAUAUGCAAGGAUAUCCAUCAUGCGAAGAAAGUAUGCCCGCACUUUUGUGACCUCUGCUCCUUGGUCGAUGGCAUGUGGUCUCUAUGGAGCACGUGGUCGUCUUGUGACGUCACAUGUGGAAAUUCCACACAGACUCGGACUCGAACUUGUACAAACCCUUCCCCGGCAAAUGGAGGUUUAAACUGCUCUGGAAAUGCAACCGACACAACAGUGUGUAGCAAACAAGAAUGUCCUGGUAAGUGUAAUAGGAACUUUUUAGUACAUGGUGGAUGGACGACUUGGGCCACGUGGGAGGUAUGUUCUGUAACAUGUGAUAUUGGAUUGCAAAAACGUCACCGGACGUGCACGAACCCGGUACCUUCAAGAUUUGGUGAUCACUGUUUCGGUGAUCCGAAUGACGUCAGGAUUUGUAAACAAGGACCAUGCGCUAAUGGAGGCUGGACACAAUGGGGAACUUGGAGCAGUUGUAGCUUGACAUGCGGCGGUGGGGUGCGAUCCCAGUCUAGAACAUGUACAAACCCACGGCCUUCUUCAAGUGGGGCGUACUGUGAAGGUGACAAUGUAAAAGUUACAGCUUGUAACACUGGUAGUUGUGUUCCAAACAUUAUCUUUAACGCAUAUCAAUUGACUGACCUGACUCCUAUCAUCAACCAGACCAUGGUUUUUACCCAAAUCCUUGUUAACGACGGUAAUGCUUACAAUUCUUCGACUGGAGUCUUCACGGCACCAACUAAUGGAACAUAUUCUUUUAGUGCUCAGCUAUGUAUUGUGUCAGUUCAUAACGGCUUUUUUGCAAUUAAAGUCAACGACAGAACUGUGGUUUCUAAGUAUUUAUAUGGAUACAACUCACUUGAAUGUGGAUUUCUUCAAACUGUGGCGAGAAUAAAGGAUAAUGACAGAGUGAUUGUACAGUGGGGGGAAUAUUCUUACCCAAAGAAUAUUGUUCUAGCACAAGCCAAUUACUCGAGAAAUUUCUUUGCAGGCUCUUGGCUUUCCGUUCAUAUUCUGGUGUGCUGGUUAAUUCUAGCUCAUGCAAACCAUGUCGCUUCUCUCCAAUGUUACACUUGCACAGACAUAAGUGAUGUUAGCAAUUGUACUCAAAGCGUCCAGUGCAGCUCUGACCAAUCAUGUUUCUUAGACACAACCACCAAUGGUCAAAGUCUUAUGUACACUUUAGGAUGUAUAGACAAACAUCAAUGCAGCAUACACGGAAGCGGAACUUCUGAACUGAUAGGUCGAGACGUUCAAGAAAGAAACACUGACCGAUGUCAUGAAUGUUGUGGCAUUGAUGAUUGCAACAAACAUCUUUGCGAGCAUUUUAAACCAACAACGUGUAUCGAUGACGGAAGAGUUGAUUGUGCUUUCCUAAACACCGUGACCAACAUAUGUCAAGAUGUGCAUCAUGCUAAGACAAUAUGCCCACGCUUUUGUGAUCUCUGCUCUUUGGUCGAUGGCAUGUGGUCCGCAUGGAGCACGUGGUCGUCUUGUGACGUCACAUGUGGAAAUUCCACACAGACUCGAACUAGAACAUGUACAAACCCUUCACCAAAAAAUGGAGGCUUAAAUUGCUCUGGGGAUGCAGCCGAUAUGAAAGUGUGCAACAAACAACUUUGCCCUGUACAUGGUGGAUGGACUACAUGGGCCGAGUGGGAGGUAUGUUCCGUAACAUGUGAUAUUGGUGUGCAAAAACGUCACCGGAAGUGCACGAACCCGGUUCCAUCAAGAUUUGGUGAUCACUGUUUCGGUGAUCCGAUUGACGUCCGGAUUUGUGAACAAGGACCAUGCGCUAAUGGUGGCUGGACAGAGUGGGGAACUUGGAGUAGUUGUAGCUCGACAUGCGGCGGUGGGGUGCGAUCCCAAUCUAGAACAUGUACAAACCCACGACCUUCUUUAAGUGGGGCUUACUGUGAUGGCAAAGAUAUGAAAGUUACAGCUUGCAAUACUGGUACUUGUGUUCCAAACAUUAUCUUUAACGCAUAUCAUAUAACUGACCUGAGUCCCGUCGUCAACCAGACAAUGGUUUUUACCCAAAUCCUUUUUAACGACGGUAAUGCUUACGAUUCUUCUACCGGAGUCUUCACGGCACCAAUAAAUGGGACAUAUACUUUUAGUGCUCAGCUAUGUGUACAAACGAAAAGCAACAUGAAUUUUGGAAUAAAAGUCAACGACAGAACUUUGGUUGCUAAGUACGGAUAUGAAGAAAACUGUAGAUUACUUCAAACUGUGGCGAGAAUUAAGGAGAAUGACAAAGUGACUGUACAGUGGGGCCGAUGGUCUUACCCAAAUACUGAUAUUAUAACAGAUAGCACUAUUAAUAGAAAUUUUUUACAGGGUCUUUAAUACAUGUUUAAAAUU